This is a messenger RNA of Hydra vulgaris (swiftwater hydra), 1735 nucleotides long. RefSeq names its product Zic family member 1 (gene zic1). The record is from RefSeq and is marked predicted. Gene Ontology annotation, cellular component: nucleus. Gene Ontology annotation, molecular function: RNA polymerase II cis-regulatory region sequence-specific DNA binding; DNA-binding transcription factor activity, RNA polymerase II-specific. Lineage: Eukaryota; Metazoa; Cnidaria; Hydrozoa; Anthoathecata; Hydridae. Gene Ontology annotation, biological process: regulation of transcription by RNA polymerase II.
ACUUAGUGAGAGAAACGCGCUGAUUUAACGUAGCUGAUAAAAAAGUAUCAAUAUUUUUGCACAGUGAAGAAAACAGUAAAACGAAGCUUGACAAUAAAGCUCAAUUCAAAGGAAAAGAAAUAAAAUCCGUCAUUUAUCUUACGUCAAGAUCCGACAAUUCAUCUGGCAUUUGCUUACCAAAACGCCAAUUUAUUUCAUUCAAAAAGUAUUGCAAAAGAAAAAUGAGUGAUACCUACGACUAUAGAGUGCUUCGUCCAAACACGCAGACCACUCCUUAUAACCCUGUACUAUCUGCUGCGUAUCAUAACUCUACGCUUCAUUCAAGUUGUGGAGCCGCAGCGGCAGCUGGAAAUUAUUUGUCACAUUCAGAUUAUAUUCCAUCAGUAACACAUUUACCAACAAAACAAGAGCCACAUGUUCACUUGCAAAGCGCCGCAAACAGUGGAGGUAUAUCUUAUUAUGAUUCAAUAAACAUUCCUACCUGCAGUGUUAGUUCCAAUUCUGCCCGCUAUUCGCCGCAUUCUUACCGUUAUUCGCACUAUAUAGGACAAGGAUCUCAAUUAACCAACCCUGUACAUCACGCUUUAACAAAUAGUGAUAUAACAUCUAGUUCAUCUCCACAUGCUUAUUAUCCAUCAUUUGUACCACCUCCACCAUCAACCAGAGGCUAUUCUAAUUCUAACUUUUUAUCAAACCACUCUUCUUAUGGUGGAUUAGAAUCGGAGUUAUGCAGUCGAAGUAGAUAUGGUGCUAUAUCUCCAGGACCUUUUCACACUCCAUACAUUGAUCAAACGCUGCUCCACCAAUCUACUCCACCGGGUAUGAUAUACCAAUAUAUGAGACACCCUGGCUCUACGUAUAUAAUGUCCUGUAUGUGGAUCGAGCAUCAUGGCUUUUCAAAAAUGAAACCUUGUGGACGUCAGUUUUCAAAUAUGCUUGAUAUUGUAAACCAUUUAAGCGAGGAGCAUGUUCAAACUGCUGACACUGGAAACGGACUGUAUGUUUGUCAAUGGCAAAACUGCCCUAGAAAUGGAUUGCCAUUUAAAGCAAAGUAUAAACUUGUCAAUCAUCUUCGUGUGCAUACUGGAGAAAAACCUUUCCCCUGUCCAUUUCCUGGUUGUGGAAAAUUGUUUGCUCGUUCAGAAAAUUUAAAAAUACACAAACGCACUCAUACUGGAGAACGGCCUUUUGUUUGCGAGUUUUCUGGAUGUGGUCGUCGGUUUGCAAACUCAUCUGACCGCAAGAAACACUCUCAUGUUCAUACUUCUGAUAAACCAUACACGUGUCGAGUUGGAACUUGCACCAAAAGCUAUACACACCCUAGCAGUUUACGAAAGCACGUUAAGGUCCACGGUGAUGGUUCACCUUGUGAUUUAGAUAACGAAAGUCCGUCAAAUGAAGAACUAUCUCCCGGAGACACAUCUGAUGCUAUCAAUGAACGAAUGGACAGUGUAAGAAUAUCUGUAUAGUAAAACUUCUAGAAUUUUAUGUUUACAUUACUUGUAUAUAUUGUACAUAUUCAAUACUGUAAAUGUUUUUGCUGCAUGUAAAGAGCUUUUCAUGACACAGGACAUUCUUUAUUAAUAACUUAUUUUUUUUUGUUUCAAUUAUUAUUUUUAUGUAUUUAUUGUAGAUAAUAAAAUGUGCAUAAGGCGUCAUUUUAUAUGAAAUUUUUUUGUAUAUAUUUUAUUGUAUAAAGGAGCAUAUGUAUAUAAGAUGAUAUAUCAAAAAAAAA